AUGAAUAUAUUUGAUUUGAUACAGACCAGCAGCCCAGCGCCCUACAGCCCUACAGCCCAGCAGCCCAGCAACCCUACAGCCCUACAACCCAGCAGUCCUACAGCCCUAAACCCCAGCAGCCCUACAGCCCAGCAGCCCUACAGCCCAGCAGGCAUACAGCCCAGCAGCCCUACAGCCCUACAGCCCAGCAGGUCUGCAGCCCUACAGCCCAGCAGCUCUACAGCCCAGCAGGCAUACAGCCCAGCAGCCCAGCAGCCCAGCAGCCCUACAGCCCUACAGCCCAGCAGCCCUACAGCCCUACAGGCCUACAGCCCAGCAGGCCUACAGCCCUACAGCCCAGCAGCCCUACAGCCCAGCAGGCCUACAGCCCUACAGCCCAGCAGCCCUACAUCCCAGCAGGCCUACAGCCCUACAGCCCAGCAGGACUACAGCCCAGCAGCCCUACAGCCCUACAGCCCAGCAGGCAUACAGCCCAGCAGCCCAGCAGCCUUACAGCCCUACAGCCCAGCAGGUCUGCAGCCCAGCAGCCCUACAGCCCUACAGCCCAGCUGCCCAGCAGCCCUACAGCCCAGCAGCCCUAGAGCCCAGCAGGCAUACAGCGCAGCAGCCCAGCAGCCCUACAGCCCUACAGCCCAGCAGGUCUGCAGCCCAGCAGCCCUACAGCCCUACAGCCAAGCCGCCCAGCAGUUCUACAGCCCAGCAGGUCUACAGCCCAGCAAGUCUACAGCCAGGCAGGGCUACAGCCCAGCAAGUCUACAGCCCAGCAGGUCUACAGCCCAGCAAGGCUACAGCCCAGUAUCCCAGCAAGUCUACAGCCCAGCAAGUCUACAGCCCAUCAGCCCAGCAGGUCUACAGCCCAGCAAGUCUACGGCCCAUUAG
This is a messenger RNA of Oncorhynchus nerka (sockeye salmon), 879 nucleotides long. RefSeq lists its product as uncharacterized. The record is from RefSeq and is a predicted model, not a curated record. Bases 1 to 879 code for a protein of 292 amino acids. The transcript has a single exon. Lineage: Eukaryota; Metazoa; Chordata; Actinopteri; Salmoniformes; Salmonidae.